Molecule: messenger RNA, 291 nt
Organism: Eimeria mitis
Lineage: Eukaryota; Apicomplexa; Conoidasida; Eucoccidiorida; Eimeriidae
Exons: 2
Source: RefSeq, a predicted model, not a curated record
AUGCAACCUACAAGUGUAGCUGCAGUUGCUGCUGAUGCUGCUGCUGCUGUUGCUGCAGCAGCAGCAGCAGCAGCAGCAGAACAAGGCCGUCGUUUGCUGCUGCAUAAUAUACCUUCUUACGUUGAUGGUUCUUGCUGCUUCCUGGAAGACACAGCAGCAGCAGCAGCAGCAGCAGCAGCAACAGCAGCAGCAGCAGCAGCAGCAGCAACAGAAACUACCAAUGAUCCCCCUCCCCCCAGCACCCCCACCACCACCGCCAUCAGCACCAUCAGCACCAGCAGCACCAUCAAA